Xyrauchen texanus (razorback sucker) is the source of this 1504-nucleotide messenger RNA. RefSeq lists its product as uncharacterized. The record is from RefSeq and is a predicted model, not a curated record. Lineage: Eukaryota; Metazoa; Chordata; Actinopteri; Cypriniformes; Catostomidae. The transcript is spliced from 7 exons. Bases 281 to 949 code for a protein of 222 amino acids.
CUAUUGGCUGUUUGCGGUAGUUCAUGACGUAAGCGGUGAGAGCUGAUGUAAGCAGGUUCCAGCUUGCCACACCCUUGGUACGAGCUACCACGCCCAUGGCAGUAUAAAAACCAUCUCGUUUUGUCAAAACCACUGUUUAUUUUGUGUAGCCUAGGUAGUUAAUUAGCAUAUUUGUUAGUGUAGUAUUGUUAGAAGCAUAGUUAGUUAGUAGCAUAGUAUUGCGUCAGUUAGGAUAGCUUCAAGUUAGCAUAGAAUAUCUGUAUUUAGUACAGUGGUCAGGAUGGUACGUUGGUGUAGUGUUGCUGGUUGCAACAGCACUGCUGGACUGUAUAGCUUUCCAGACUUGGAAAUUAGGCGCCAGUGGUUGCAUGUCCUUGGCCUGGAAGACCGCGAGUUCCCGCCUAGAGCUGGAGGAGGGUGCAAACUGCAUUUUACGCGGGAUUGCUUCUCCAACGCAAUGGAGGUGGAAAUGGGCUUCUCCAAACAGCUCGCGCUGAAAAGCGACGCAGUGCCAAACGCUGCUCCUCCUGCAUGGACUCCACCACCGCACUGGCGUCUUGAGCCUACUAUGACCAGAGACAUUGGGUGCCAGACUGAACCAGUCAGCUCCAGAUCUGCAGGUGUGCAGGCUAACAUGAAGCCAAUGAGGAGAAGCAAAGCCACCCAGGCCAGAAUGCCUAACAGGAGUGUGUCGUGUGACACAGGCACACUGAUGGAGCCUUUCUCUGACUGUCCCGGGGCAACCUCUACACCAAUAAAGAGGAAAAGAUGUGAGGUGUCCACUGAUGACUCCAGCUGCCAUCAAGAUGGAAACUGCGGUCAGGCUUUGUUGACGUUGGCUUUGUGCAAACAACACAAUUGUAGGACAUUCAGCAAAAUAUGGCAGCUACACCAUGAUGGACCUCAAAGCCAACAGGGUCAUAGACAUCCAACUAGUCCAGAGCAAUGAAGUUGGAAACAGCCAAAGAAUGGAGAAGGAGGGAUUUGAAAGAAGCCUGUCUCUUCUUGAGGAAAGAGGUGUUGUGGUCCAGUCUUUGGUGACUGAUCGUCACACAGGGGUAGAGAAGUUUAUGAGGGAGCAAAAAAAGGACAUUAGACACUUCUUCGACCCUUGGCAUAUGGGAAAAGGGCUUGAUAAAAAAAAUGGAUGCCCUUAGUAAGGGUAAGGGACUGCAGGACGUGGGGCUGUGGAGAUAGAGUGUGGUCAAUCACCUUUAUUGGUCUGCGACCACAUCAACAUCUGGGGAGGAGGUAGUGGCCAAGUGGAGCUCUGUAGCAAACCAUAUUCAGAACAUCCACUGCCACGAAAACACCCUGUUUCCUUCUUGUCUUCACGAGCCUCUGGUUGGUGAUCAGACAAGACACUGGCUCAAACCAAGCACAGCAGCAUGUGAAAAAUUCACAGCAAUUUUGUUGUCACCACAUCGUCUUAAAGACAUGCUCAAAAUUAGUCCAGAAUACCACACCUCUGGAAUCGAGUGUUUCCACAGCCUCAUUCUGAAGU